Molecule: messenger RNA, 2153 nt
Organism: Rhincodon typus (whale shark)
Lineage: Eukaryota; Metazoa; Chordata; Chondrichthyes; Orectolobiformes; Rhincodontidae
Exons: 8
Coding region: 236-1711 (491 amino acids)
Source: RefSeq, a predicted model, not a curated record
UGUGCCUUCCUCACAGCGGUUUCUGGAUGACUGGAAGCUGCAGCCAGUGUUUAAGUUCUGUUCACACCCAGCUUCCUUCCUUCGUUGCAAAUCUCAUCCAGCCAAGGCAGUGCAUUGGAAUGCCUCCAGUUUAAACAUCUGAGGAUAUUGUCAGCAGACAUGGUUGUAUUGUGAGGGGAGGAUUGGAAACUGAAGCAGAGAGCCACCGAAACGUUUUGAAGCUGCUGCCUGAGAGAUGAUGUUUGGGAGAAAUGGCAUCUUCGGAGCAGGAGGUUCCUGGAAAAAAGUGGUGAGACAGGAGUCGUGCAAGAAGAAGGUGGUUCUGACCAAAGUGACCCCCCUCCAGAAUGGCUCACAGAGUGAGGACACCCUGUCACAUCCAGUCCCAGCCAAGACAGGAAAUCCUGAGACCAACCCAGCUGAGGAAGCAGAACGAUUGAAGUCUGGAUUCCAGAGCUCCUUCUCAGAGUGUGCUACAGUCGCCGAGCCGUCCAACUGCUCCAUCCUGAAACUCUAUAAAUCAGAAUCUGAGGACUCGGGGGUUGAACUGCCCAGCGGCACGAACUCUCCAUCUACCCCCUCGGGAUCUGAACAGAGCUUUGUCGUGCAUCGGAGGGAGUCGUCCUGUGACUCUGGGAUGGCUUUGAGCAUUGUGUCCUCGUCCCCGGGAGUUCAGCAUUGUCCAUUCACAGCUGACCGUCACAACCCCGACCAGUGUUCAAAAGAAGACUCAAGGCCCAGGGAUGCUCCAGUGAAAGUCAAGAAACUACCCACGGCCACUGCGAAUUGGAAAAAGACCAACAACCCCAGCAGAAACACGAAUCAGAGUCCGACCGUUAUAAAUGAGGAAGUGACCCAGCCCAGGCAUGUCUCGCUUGUUGAAAUCGUCAUUGCGGACACCAAUUCAGCAAAACUGAACGGAGCAGGAAAACAUGUAAGUGAAACCCCAUUCAAUCAAGAGACACUGAAAAGACGACCAUCAAGCGACAGUCUGAACGACUACAUGGAGGAAUGCUGCAGGCUAAGUCAGGUGAACCAGGAGAAGGUGGGUGAUCGGGGCUCAGGCCUGGGCUACCUGGAGCAUAUCUGCCAGCUCGUUGAGACCAUAGGCCAACUGCAGGAGCAGAACAAGCAGUUGCAGAAGCAAGCAUGGAUCACAGAGAGAGCCCUCAAGGUGAACAGGAUGAAGGAGGAUUUUUUCCUGAAUCACUGUUCGUGUGGAGCUGUUGGGAUCUAUCAGAGUCUGGCAAACCUCCCUGAUCUCCAGAUAGGAUCUUGCAGCAGCUCUCCUAGCCACGGGAUCUCCUUGAAGCGGGAGAACACAGCGCAGAGCAUGGAGAGGACGGAGAGCAAUAGCCAACAAGCUGAGGAUACACAGCCAAAUGGCAGAGAAUGGAGCAGAAAGCACAUGUGCAGAAAGACGUUAAGUCAGCCAGACCUGAUGCUUGGCCAUGAGGGACUGAGUGAGCACAAUUCUCACUGCCAGGAUCACCAAGAUGAGGAAGGCCAAUCCACUGGGAAGAUCAAGCUCCUGCCUAGGGAUUCCAAGUUAAAAAAUCACCCAGUCAGAGAUUCAUUCGCCAUGUUAAAGCAGUCCUGCCCUCAGCUUUAUAGGCCCGAAGACGGAAGAAGCAGUCCUCUGAUAAAGGGGACAAAUUCUGCCAGUGCAUGGGGCCUCAACAGGAACAGUGACUGGGAGCACGCUCCCUGAUUAUUUGGGCAAAUUUAGUGAAAUAAGAACACUGUCCAGAAAAAUUCCAACAGCGAGUGACCAUCUAUCUGAUCCAGUAGAGGGGCAGUCUCUGGGGCAGCACUAUGACCAUAGCACAGUUGGCACUACUGAGUAGCUGCUUUGAUCUAUCAUCCAGGAGUUUCUGGAACAUUAUUUUAAAUACAAAACAGACCAGUUUGUUAGAAGCCAGGUCAGCAAUGCUGAAGGUUAUGUUUAUCCCACCUUCUCUGUAACUGCAUGAGGUGCUGUGACCUUUUCUACGUUUAUACUAUCCACUAAUUGACAAAAGUCCGACUUCAAGUAAUGCCAACAGGAUUAUCAAAAUGAUUAAAAACCAAAAGAACUGCAGAUGGUGUAAAUGAAAAACAAAAACAGGAAUUGCUGGGAAAGGCAACAUCUGUGGAGAGAAAUCAGAGUUAAC